CAGCCAUGGCUUCCGCGGAGUCGCGGCGGAUGGGGAAUGGCGGCAGUGUCGGGGGCGCCUUCCAACCGUACUUAGACUCCUUGCGGCAGGAGCUACAGCAGAGGGACCCGACGCUGCUGUCAAUCGUGGUGGCGCUUCUCGCAGUGCUGCUGACGCUGGUGUUCUGGAAGUUCAUCCGCAGCAGAAGGAGCAGUCAAAGAGCUGUUCUUCUUGUUGGCCUGUGUGACUCUGGGAAAACAUUGCUCUUUGUCAGAUUGUUAACUGGCCUUUAUAGAGACACUCAGACAUCGAUCACUGACAGCUCUGCUCUGUACAGAGUCAACAAUACCAGGGGUGCUAGCCUGACCUUGAUUGAUCUCCCUGGCCAUGAGAGCUUGAGACUUCAAUUCUUAGAGCGUUUUAAGGCUUCAGCCAGGGCUGUUGUGUUUGUUGUGGAUAGUGCAGCCUUCCAACGAGAGGUGAAAGAUGUGGCAGAGUUUCUCUAUCAAGUUCUCAUUGACAGUAUGAGUUUGAAGAACACACCGUCAUUCUUAAUCGCCUGCAAUAAGCAAGACAUUACAAUGGCAAAAUCUGCAAAAUUAAUUCAGCAGCAGCUUGAGAAAGAACUCAACACUUUACGAGUCACCCGUUCUGCUGCCCCCAGCACACUGGACAGUUCCAGCACUGCCCCUGUUCAGCUGGGAAAGAAAGGCAAAGAAUUUGAGUUCUCACAGUUGCCCCUCAAAGUGGAGUUCCUGGAGUGCAGUGCCAAGGGCGGAAGAGGGGACGCUGGCUCUGCUGACAUCCGGGACCUGGAGAAAUGGCUGGCUAAAAUCGCCUGAGGGGCAGAGCUAAAGUGCAGGACAGUUGAACUUGUAUGUGUGUGGAAAAGGGUGUGGUAGCCUUGAGUUGAUAAAGAAGGGGUACAGAAUGUAAUAAGAAACAUUUUCUUGUUCUGGAAACAAAUUACUGUCGAAAGUAACUUGGAAUUUUUGUUUUUAAGUUUAGUUCUCCCUCAUUGCUUUCUUUUAUUUGUGUGCUUCCCUUUGUUAAGGUGUUGUCCCUUUAACAUAAGCUUGACGUAAGGUUAGGAGGGUAUUAUGAGAAUAUGAUUAUCAUCUGAAAAUUUCUUAUCCUCUGCCUCUGUGCUUUAGUCCCUUUUGCUGAAAACAAACCCUGUCUGUGUAUGGAACUAGUUGAUUUCCAUUUGUCCUUGGCUGGUUCACGGUCAAUACAUCAUCUGGUCCUUUGUGAAUUCUCAGAUGUGUGGGUGUAGUUACAAGGUGGUCUCCUGACAUGUGAAGACAGGUAGAAAACAGCAAGGCUGUGUUGACAGCAGGUCUGUUUUUCAUCAGCUUGGUGACUUGUCCACACUCCAGCCUCAUAACACUUAGGUUUCAAAAACAUGCCCUGAACCCUUGGAGUCAUUCCCAGAUGACAGAACGGUAAAUGCUAAAUCCCCAAUGCCAAGGGCCUCGUGUGUUCUGGUGGUUUCACUUAAUUGAGGAGUCUGUGGAGAUUUAGAAACUGUUGUGGUUUUCUGGAUGGCCAAGGGCUCCUGGAUGUGUUCGUGUGCUGUUUGGCCCCUGUUUUGUACUCCUAGCUAGAAUGCAGUGGAACACAUAGGAAUGAUAAAAGUUCUCCAUAGUUUUAACCAGCAGUGAAUAUACACUUUAAAAAAGAAAAGUCAGCCUCAAAGUGAUGCUCUUGGUUGUCUUCU
Puma concolor (puma) is the source of this 1699-nucleotide messenger RNA. RefSeq names its product SRP receptor subunit beta (gene SRPRB). Gene Ontology annotation, biological process: protein localization to Golgi apparatus; Golgi to plasma membrane protein transport; intracellular protein transport. The record is from RefSeq and is a predicted model, not a curated record. Gene Ontology annotation, molecular function: GTP binding; GTPase activity. Lineage: Eukaryota; Metazoa; Chordata; Mammalia; Carnivora; Felidae. Gene Ontology annotation, cellular component: Golgi apparatus.